CGAUGAGAUGUGGUCCUGACUUCUUCUCGUCGAGACGAAUUCUUUCCUUGAUCCUCCUCUGUCUUCACCACAUCUCAGCGUCCCGCCACUACCUUGACCAUCACCACCACCCCACCUCCCUCUCACGCUACGAUGGCUGCCGCCGCUGCUGCCGCCGUAGCAAAGGUGGCGCUGCACUCGUCGAGGUCAAUUGUCAAUGUGACCCCGGCAGCUUCGUCGCCCGCUUCCCCCUUCUCAGCAUCCCUCACAGCGAAGUCAGCAGACGCUUCAGUUCACGAUGUCGCCUUCCACAACGAGCCCGCUGCCGAGUUGAUCAACCUCUCCAAGGCAGCUGCAUCCGGUGUCGUCUCACUCCUGGCCUCGGCGGAUACGUCGCUCCUCACCCGCUUCGUGCCACACCUCCCUGCUUUGGUCAACACGGCCUCGGUCAUUCACAUUGCCACAUCAGGUGAUCAUGCUGACGUACUCGCUCUGCGAUCUUCGGGUCUCAUCAUCCUACACUCUUCAACCGCCACUGAGGCCCACGACCAUGCGUUGCUGGCUGUACGCAUCGCUGCCACAACCAAAAGGGCGGUUCUGCAUUACUUCGAGACAGUCGAUGGCGACAAUGACGCCGUCCAGGACGAGGUGACAGAGGCUGAUCUCAAGUCUUUUGUGGCGAGUUCAUCAUCGUCGGCCACUUCCCCGUCAACGGCGCCCAAUGGAGUCAACGGCGUCAACGGCGUCAACGGAAGCAAUGGCUAUGCUGCAUCCAACGGCAAUGGAGUGGCAAACGGUAAUGGCGCCUCCCACGUCAAGGCGCCCGCUUCGACCGGUGACUUGGAUGCCGACCUUUCUGCCGCCUAUGAUGCCGUCUCCGACCUCGUAGGCCGCGAGGUCAAGCCCUUUGCCCUCUACGGUAGCUCGCAAGCAUCGGACGUGGCAGUCGUCCUUGGACCGGGUGCAGAGGCUCUUUCCAAGGCAGACUCAAGCCUCGCCGUUAUUGACGUGCGUCUCGUGCGACCUUCUCUCGCCACUUCCCUCCUCUCCGUCAUCCCCACGUCGGCCAAGCGCCUCAUCACUUUGGAGCGAAGUGCCCGCCGCACGACGCGCAUCGGGCCCCUUUUCGUCGACGUCGCCACUGCCUUGCAGUCAGACGAUUCUCGUAGCAUUCCCGCCACCUUUGUCAGCGGAUCACUUGGUCACAUCACCAGCAGCAACGCCAGCGACGCAGCAAAGACCGUUUCGAAUGCGCUCUCAUCGCAGAAGGCUGGUCACGGUGUGCUGAUUGGUGACACGGUCAAGAAGACCGCCGCGCCCGCUCCCGCGACCACUGCUCCUGUCACACCGCCCAAACACGAGGAGGCCUAUUCGAUCAUGCUUGACCAGGUCUUCAAAGAGCGUCUGGCGGUCAUCAACUCCCCGCACGACGAGACGGACCCCCACCCGGCUGCUCGCUCGCCAGAGUAUGCCUUCGGUCAAGUCAUGGGACAGCUCGAGCAGCGCGACGCCCUCGAGCGAGCAGUCAAGUCUGCUGUGCGCACCGGUGGUGUCUCGCCCGAGCUUCACGACAUUUUGUCGCAGUGGCUCGUGAGCAAGGACGACUCCACCAAGAGCGCCGCCCUCUCUGCCAAAUUCUCGACUCUCCUCUCCAGCGCCUCGUCUUCCCCUGACAUCGACAGCAUCAAGUCGCUCGUCUCGCACGCCGACAACAAGUCACGCUGGAUCGUUGGCUCUGACGCAUGGGCCUACGACGCUGGCAUGGGCGGUGUGCACCACGUCCUCGCCUCGGGUCGCAACGUCAAUAUGCUCAUCUUUGACACCUUGCCAUACAGCAAGCGUGACAGCAUCGACGCCUCAAAGCGCAAGAAAGACAUUGGUCUCUACGCAAUGAGCUACGGUGGCGCCUACGUUGCCAGCACAGCCGUCUACGCUGACUACACGCAGGUGCUUCACGCACUCCUCGAGGCAGACAAGUUCGAUGGCCCGUCCGUCGUGCUUGCAUACGUCCCCUACCGUACAGUCGAUGCAGCUGCCAUUGAGGUACUUAAGGAAACGAAGCUGGCUGUUGAUUCGGGCUACUGGCCCCUCUACCGCUGGGACCCAAGCGCCGAGAGCAAGGGCAAGGAGGUCUUCCGUCUCGACAGCACUCGCGUUCGCGAGCAGCUUCGCGAGUUUCUGGACCGUCAGAACCAUCUCAGCUUCCUCGCCAAUGCUCGACCUGAGCUUAGCUACGACUUGGCCUCAAGCCAGGGAACGGCGUUGCGCGAGAGGCAGAAGAGCAAGGCAAAGGAGGCGUACGAGAAGAUGCUUGACAACCUGGAUGGUCCGCCGCUUUUGAUUCUCUUCGCCUCUGACGGCGGCAACGCUGAAAAGCAGGCAAAGAAGCUCUCUGCCCGUGCCAAGGCUCGAGGAAUUGCUGCCCGUCUCCUUGCGAUGGACGAUUUCCCAGUGGCCGAGGAGCUCAAGGAUGAGGAGAAUGUCAUCUUCCUCACUUCGACCGCUGGUCAGGGUGAGGCGCCGCAGAACGGUCGUCUCACCUGGAAAGCGCUGCAGGCCAUGGAGUCAGGCUCGCUUUCCGGUGUCAAGUACUCCGUCUUCGGUAUGGGCGACUCACACUACUGGCCUCGUCCCGAGGACGCUCACUACUACAACAAGCCGGGCAAGGACUUUGAUCUCCGUCUCGAGAAGCUUGGCGCUGAGCGUGUGGCUGAUCUCGGUCUGGGCGACGACCAGGACCCUGAUGGACCGCAGACGGGCUACAAGGUUUGGGAGCCUCUCGUCUGGAAGGCCAUGGGCGUCGACGCAAUCGAGGUCAAGGAGGCUGAGCCCGAGCCAAUCAACAACGAGCACAUGAAGAUUGCCUCCAACUACCUGCGUGGAACGAUCGUCGAGGGUCUCGCCGACAAGUCGACGGGUGCCAUCGCUGAGACGGACCAGCAGCUGACUAAGUUCCACGGCACUUACAUGCAGUACGAUCGCGACACCCUCGACGAGCGCAAGGCUGCCGGUCUGGAGCCCGCCUACUCAUUCAUGAUCCGCUGCCGUAUCCCCGGUGGUGUCUGCACGCCCAAGCAGUGGAUGCAGCUCGACGAUGUGGCUGAGCAGUACGGCAACAAGACAAUGAAGAUCACGACCCGCCAGACGAUCCAGUACCACUGCGUGGUCAAGGGCAAUCUCAAGUCUGCGAUGCAGGGCAUCAACAAGGCUUGCCUCGAUACCAUUGCCGCUUGCGGCGACGUCAACCGCAAUGUCAUGUGCUCGCCCAACCCGGCCAUCUCCCAGCUCCACGAUGACGUCUACGAAUUCAGCAAGAGUAUCUCAGAGUACCUCCUGCCGCGCAUGAAUGCCUACCACGAGAUCUGGCUCGACAAGGGCACUGAUUCCAAAAACCAACUUCUCGCUGGCGGAGCCUUGAAGGACUACGAGCCCCUCUACGGCCCUUACUACCUUCCCCGCAAGUUCAAGAUUGCAAUCGCUGUCCCGCCACGCAACGAUACCGACUGCUUCGCGCACGACAUCGGUCUCAUCGCCAUCGCUGGCAAGGACAAGAAGCUCAAGGGCUUCAACCUCUCCGUCGGAGGCGGCAUGGGAGUCACGCACUCAAUGAAGGUCACAUACCCCCGUGCGGGCUCUGUCAUUGGCUUCGUCACCUGCGAGCAAACUCUCGAGGCGUGCAAGCAGGUCAUGCUUAUUCAGCGCGACACGGGCAACCGUGCUAACCGCAAGCAGGCUCGUCUGAAGUACACCAUCGACAAUUACUGGAAGGGGCCGGAGAACUUCCGCAAGGAGCUGGAGCGUCGCCUUGGCUACCAGCUGGCCGAGCCCGAGUCGUACAAGUUCACGACGAACACGGACGAGUACGGCUGGAAGAAGGAUCACCGUGGCAACUGGCACUGCACCCUGUGGCUCGAAAAUGGCCGCGUGAAGGACGUGCCUGGCGAGGAGUUCCGUAAGGGCCUUUACGAGCUUUGCAGGCGAAUGGAUGCGGAGGAAUGGGGCUCCAAGCUGCGCAUGACGCCCAAUCAGCACAUUAUCGUGGCCGAUGUGCCAGCCGACCGCAAGCAGGCGCUGGAGGAGCACCUUCGCGCUUGGAACAUGGACCAGUACGAGCGACUCACCGGCGUCUUCAAGUCCGCUUCUGCUUGCGUGGCCUUCCCUACCUGCGGUCUUGCCAUGGCAGAGUCGGAGCGUAUGCUUGGCGGCUUCGCAGGGCGUGUCGAGAAGCUGUUUGCGCGCUGGAAUUUGCAGGAGACCGAGGUCACUACUAGGGUCAGUGGGUGCGCAAAUGGGUGCUCGCGAUCCUGGCUGGGUGAGAUCGGGCUUGUCGGCAAGGCGCCCGGCACGUACCUCCUCUUGCUUGGUGGCGCACACGAUGGAUCAAGGCCCUCCAAGCCGUAUGCUGAGUCGGUCACUGAGGACGAGAUCAUCAAGCUCCUCGAGCCUGUGGUGGAGAGCUACGCCAAGCACAAGGAGGAGGGAGAGCCCUUUGGCGACUACGUCACCAGGGUGGGCAUCAUCAGAGCUACGACCGAGGGGAAGAGGUUCUAUGAGGAUUCGCUCAGUAACGGUGUGCCCGAGUGGCGCAACGCGCUUCCCGUGGGCGUUGACACUUUGCCCAAGGGGAAGAUCUCGUUGCCUGCGGUAGCAACCAGCGCUUAGAUGGGCAGACGAGCGCGCAAGGCGGAAGG
Molecule: messenger RNA, 4670 nt
Organism: Jaminaea rosea
Lineage: Eukaryota; Fungi; Basidiomycota; Exobasidiomycetes; Microstromatales
Product: putative sulfite reductase cys-4
Exons: 1
Coding region: 133-4641 (1502 amino acids)
Biological process (GO): sulfate assimilation
Cellular component (GO): sulfite reductase complex (NADPH)
Molecular function (GO): sulfite reductase (ferredoxin) activity; heme binding; iron-sulfur cluster binding
Source: RefSeq, a predicted model, not a curated record